UGUUUUUAAUUGCCUCUAGCAUGUAAAAAGUAAAUUGCCUCGUGUUUGGUUGUGGCACUGUUUUUGUCCCUUUUUCUAUUUUUGAAAGCGCACCUUUAAGGUGCAGUCGUGCAGACUUCUGAUUCGAAAUUGACGCUAAGGUCUGACAGGCGCUCAGCAUGUACCAGGCUGCUUCAAAAGUUCUGCAGCCAGCAAGCGCGUGAUCCAAAGGAUGCUGAGGCAACUGUAGCACGAGCGAGCGGCUCUCUGCAUGCACACAAAUUAUUCAUAACUCUUUGAGCUGAGACAUCGGCGGUUUCUUGAAGGAGCUCCCUACUCCCCAAAACCAAAACAAAUAGUCCGUGAGAGAACAUGGUUAGUGAAAUACUGGUGAGUAAAAGGGCGAUGAAGGAAGGUAGUUUUGUCCCACGAUACGAGACGACGGCUUGAGCUCUCCUCCUCCUUUGAGGUGUGGUCUUAGCAGGAGCAUUCAAAACUAGGCAGCGCGCGAUGGAUAGCGCGAGAAAGCUCCAAGGAGCCUGAAGGCAACAUACCUGCCUGCUCCGCCAGGCACGCUGAAGUCAGCCAGGACGGACAACAACACAUCUUCAGCAUCCGUCACUUUACCAUCUUUACCUUCUCUGUUUUUUUUAAUCUCAUCUUGUUGAGAACAUCCCCAAUUUGAGAGAAAGAACAACAUGGGUGGUGUAACUGCAGAGAAGGCCCUGGAUGGAGGCUGGGGGUGGGUGGUUGUGGUCAGUGCCUUCAUGGCCCAGUUCCUGUCCUGGGGGUCGCCCACGGCCGUCGGGGUGCUGUACCCGGAAUGGCUGGCCACCUUCCAGGAGGGCAAAGGAAUGACCGCCUGGGUCGGAUCCAUGGUAUCCGGAAUCGCACUGCUCACAAGUCCCAUCUGCAGUGCGUGCGUGGAGAGCUUUGGCGCGCGGCCCGUGACCAUAUUCAGUGGCGUGAUGGUGGCGGGUGGCAUGAUGCUCAGCGCCUUCGCCCCCAACAUCUCCUUCCUCAUCUUCUCCUACGGGGUCGUAGUUGGUCUUGGCUGCGGUCUCGUCUAUGCUGCUACACUUACCAUCACCUGUCAAUAUUUUGACAAAAGACGUGGUCUUGCUCUCGGCAUCGUCACUACAGGUACGAGCGUGGGAGGCUUCCUGUACGCCACGCUGCAGAAUGAGCUGAUCAGCCUGUACGGCCUGGAGGGCUGCCUGCUCAUCGUGGGCGCGCUGUCCCUCAACCUGAUGGUGAGCGCCGGCCCCAUGCGGCCGCUCUACCUGCCCGGCUACUACCUGAAGCAGAGGGCGGCCCUCACGCACCACGAAGACGGCCCUCAGGACGAGAAGAAGGAGCUGGAGAAGGAGCUGGAGAAGGAGGAGAAGGAGGAGAAGGAGAAGGAGGCGCCCAUGUACGAGAAGCCCACCACCCUCAUCGUGGAGCGGGAGAGGGCGUCCAUCGCCAACGACGCCAUCCUCACCACGCCCGGCUCGGCCGACAAAGACAUCUCGGCGGCGGCCGCCGUCAAGGAGCUGCUCAUGGCCAUGGAUACCAAGGUGGUGCUGGACUACGACUCGGAGGCGGCCAGCGGAGCUCACCGUCGCCGCGCCAUGUUGUGCAGUGGCCGAGGCGGCGUCCUCUCCUGCUCGACGGUGGCGCGCGUCGUCAAGCGCCACCUCCGCCCGUACGCCGACUACCUGCACGAGACGGCCGAGUUCCUGCACGAGCGCGUCUUCGGCACGCUGUGCGUGGCCAUCUUCCUGUUUGCGCUGGGCGCCUUCCCGCCCGUGCUCUUCAUGGAGGACGUGGCGCUCAGCCAGGGCCUGAUCGAGGACGUCAGCGACAUCCCCCUGGUGUCCAUCGUGGCCAUCACGGCCGGCGCGGGGAAGCUGGUGCUGGGCGUGAUGGCCGACAUGCCCUGGGUCAACAGCGUCUUCCUGUACGCCGCCACGCUGCUGGGCGCCGGCGCCGCCCUGCUGCUCAUCCCCGUGUGCAACAGCUACGUGGGGCUGCAGGUGCUCUCGGCCGCCGUGGGCUUCUUCUCGGGCAACUGGUCGCUGUCGUCCUACAUCACCACGGAGAUCGUGGGGCUAGAGCGGCUGAGCCAGGCGCACGGCAUCCUCAUGUGCUUCGGAGGCUUCGGCAUCAUCCUCGGACCACCUGUCGUCGGCUGGUUCUUUGACUGGACCCAGUCGUAUGACUUGGCCUUCUACUUCAGUGGCACCUGUGUGGUGCUGGGGGGGGUGGUGCUCCUCCUGGCCUCACUGCCCUGCUGGGAUCGUAAACCGGCCAAACACGCUGCCAAUCAACCAGCCAGCCAAUCAGAGGAGGAUGCUGAGGCUGAGGCCCACUUAGAUGCCUCCGUGGUGUAGUGGGCGGAGCCUUUGACAACCUAAGCCACUCUAAACCCUAAAAACGUUUCCAUACCCGUUCCCUUUUCCGUACCCAUUCCCUGUUCCGUACCAGCUCCCAUUUCCUCUCGCCUGGCCAGUUCACCAUCACCCUUGUCGGUGCCAAAAACUAUUUCAGACAUUUCAAAUGAAAAUGCCUGCCUCUCUCUCUCUCUCUCUCUCUCUCUCUCUCUCUCUCUCUCUCUCUCUCUCUCUCUCUCUCUCUCUCUCUCUCUCUCUCUCUCCCUUGGAUUUCAAAACCUUCUCUGGGUUUUUCUUAAGACUUUGGAACAUUUUUAGAACAGAAACUUUUACUCUGCUUCUAUCAGAAGAGAUUUUCUGUCUUGUUUCCUUCAGAUUUCAUUUAAAUCAAGCACAUAGGAUUACCUGAUUGCCUGCUUUCACACACAAAACAGAAGCCACAGGUCUUACAAUCAAUACCUUUUCUAUCUCUUUGAAUGUGUUUUGUAUCCUUACGCUGGAUCGCUCUACUUCGAGAGAAAAAGGAAAAAAAGGUUUCUUUGUUCUCUGAUGACCUUUUUAUGGCCUCGUUUUAUGGGGUCCGAGUUUGAAAAAAAAUAAUAUAUUUUUAAUAAUAACUUACUACUAACGUAGAUGUUUACUGAAUAGACUGAAUGAUGAGUCGACCGUUUCAUGUGAUCUGAAAUGGUUGCUAGCUUUUUGAACAGCAAUCACUAAGCACAACGCAAAAACGAAGCCUGUAGUUGACAGCACUGAUUGUUUGGAAAUGCAACGAGCACCUCGCUCAAGUGCAUGUAGUUUAUACUGUAUAUAUGCACAUGGUUUAUAAAACAUGCAAAAAAUGCUAAGCACAAACCCCUCCAAAAGUCUCUGCACAAACUAUGGACAGUAGCAGCCAUUGUUAACAGUAGCCAUUGGUAACAGCAACCACUGGUAACAGUAGCCAUUGGUAACAGUAGCGGGGGGAUGCGCUUUGCCCAACCUCUCCAUCACCUUCUUAAGACCAGAGGUGAUAUUAAAUUCUUCUCUUGGGCCCAUAAGCAACAAUACAACAACUGUAGCCUACUAUACAUGGGUUCACCAAGUUAAGACACUGGCAGCCAACCACGUGAGCUCAUUUUGUUUACAGACAGCGGUUUCCAACUAUCAGAGAUUGAGUUGUGCGCAGCUGGUGUCGCGCAACCAGUUGAAAACAAAAUGUAGAACCCAUGUAUACUACAGUACAUUGCUACAACCAUACGUUUAGGCUUUUGGGGCCCUGGGGGCCCUGGCCUGCAGUGGUUUGGGGGCCCCUGAGAAUUUUCCCAUGCUGCCUGUUGACAAGCUACUCCUCUGCUUAAGAAGCACAAAUUCCUUUCUGCCUGUCUUUCAAAAUGGCCUUUCGCUCUCUCUCGAUCUUGCACAAUUCCUCCUCUAGCACACUUGCACUGGUCCCUUGCUCCCGUUCUGCCUUCUCUUUCUGAUGCCAAAGCUGUAGAGCCUUGUGUUGGGCUCUUAAAGGCCACUGCGCUUCACAUCUGUAACGAUAACUGUAGUGAUAUUAAGUUGUGAAAAUGGUUAUGGGCCUACCUCUAAUCAAUGGUGCUGUUUGCAUAUAAACUAUAAAGACAGCGUCAUGCUGAUUUAUAUAAUUGGGAUCACUUUCAAAGUGAUUUUUCUGAACUGUAAAACAUGCCAGUCAGAGUGCUUUAGAAUGUAUGGGCAUCACACCUUCUGCUCGCUGAUGUUCACGAUAAACAGGCGUUAUCGUAGGCAGUGUGAACGGAAAUAUCUUAUAUCAGUUAUAGUUAUCUUUAUAGUAGUUAUCGUUGUAAAUGUGAACGGGCCAUUACCCCCUUACCUAGGCUAUAUAACCAAGCACACCAGCCUUGUCCUGUUGUCUUUUGCUUUAUACUGUAGGCCUGUCGAUAGCUGUACUGUGUUGAGGACUAAAAUACAAAGCUGGUUCAGGAGUAAACCAGGGGUCCGUUUUUCGAUUCUUGUCGUUGCUAACCGUCUUAAGACUGUCUUAAGACCGUCUUACCAUUCCCUUGGAUUUAGUGGUGAGCGUCGCUGUCGAGAGAGAGUUGAGUCGCUCUUACGAAGGACUUUGCUAACGACGAUAGCAAAGACGCUUUCAAGAAACGGACCCCAGGUUAAGAUAAGAGGUAAAUCAUUUAAAGAAAAAGGGGACUAUAGGCCUACAGCCUCUUCUAUUAGAUGAUUUACCUCUUAACUUAACCUGGUUUACCCCUGAACCAGCUUUGUAGUAUGCCCUUGGUCUCCUGGUCUUGUCACGAGACCGUCCGUUUAUGCAGGCCUGAUGAUCUCACGAGGGUUGAGCCGGAGAUCAAACACUACACAAAACAUAAGCUGUACAAUACAACAAAGACAAAGAGAAAAAAGGGAGAUAGACUCUCCGUACUGUACACUCAAGCCACGAUGCUGUUUCUACUUUUUAAAGGAAGUAUUCCUCAGCUAUGCAGGAAUAUGCUCAUUUUUUAUUAUUAUUAUUACUAUCAUUAAUGAUAUGCACUGAACUAGUGAAUGAAAACGCACAGCAGACACAAAUAUAAAUGUUUUUUUUCUGGUGACGGUUUUGACACAGGAGACUGUUGUCAUGGUUUUGAUUUAGCGUUGCUUCAAACUGCUGCCUUAGCCGACCUGUGUGUCACCAGAGGAGAGCUGCCAGCCUGCUGCAGUCUCCCGGGUGAUCAUGUGACAUCUUUGUUUGUAACCAAAGCAACCGUUCAGGGGGAUGCUCCCUGAAGCGAUUGGUCCUUUUUUUGUUUUGUUUUAUUAUUAUUAUUUUAUUCUAUUUUAUUUUAUUUUAUUUUAUUGACAGGGUGAAGAUUGUCAAUGUGACAUCCAAAAAAAACACAACAGCAAUGCUGUUUUCUUACACUGUCUUAUUUUUUAUAAUGUGUUUUAUGUUGGCCGUCUGUAUUUCUUAGUGUCAGUGUUACAAUAUUUAUGUUUUGCUAUGUACAGUUGUUUUUAUUUUGUAUAUGUAUACAUGAUGCAAUAAUAAAAUAUUAAUUG
Engraulis encrasicolus (European anchovy) is the source of this 5375-nucleotide messenger RNA. RefSeq names its product solute carrier family 16 member 9a (gene slc16a9a). The transcript is spliced from 6 exons. Gene Ontology annotation, biological process: transmembrane transport. Lineage: Eukaryota; Metazoa; Chordata; Actinopteri; Clupeiformes; Engraulidae. Gene Ontology annotation, molecular function: monocarboxylic acid transmembrane transporter activity. Bases 678 to 2354 code for a protein of 558 amino acids. Gene Ontology annotation, cellular component: membrane. The record is from RefSeq and is a predicted model, not a curated record.